Molecule: messenger RNA, 1224 nt
Organism: Penicillium bovifimosum
Lineage: Eukaryota; Fungi; Ascomycota; Eurotiomycetes; Eurotiales; Aspergillaceae
Product: SYLF and SH3 domain-containing protein
Exons: 4
Coding region: 1-1224 (407 amino acids)
Biological process (GO): actin filament bundle assembly; actin cortical patch localization
Cellular component (GO): actin cortical patch
Molecular function (GO): phosphatidylinositol binding; actin filament binding
Source: RefSeq, a predicted model, not a curated record
AUGCCUCUCGGGAUCAACAAUCCGCUGCCCUCGUCUAUGAGUAGCGAGUGCAAGAAGGCCGCAAAGAUCUUGACUUCAUUCGUUGAUCCCAGACAAGCGUUCGGGCCUGACAAAGUCAUUCCUCCGGAGAUUUUGGCUGGCGCAAAGGGUCUUGCGGUCCUCACGGUCCUAAAGGCUGGAUUCCUCGGCUCCGGUCGGUUUGGAUCUGGUAUCGUCGUCGCUCGUCUUGCCGAUGGUUCCUGGUCAGCCCCAUCAGCCAUUGCGACUGCAGGUGCCGGUAUUGGAGGACAGAUCGGAUUCGAGCUGACCGACUUCGUUUUCAUCCUCAACGACGCCGCUGCUGUUCGCACAUUCUCACAGGUCGGGACAUUGACUCUGGGUGGCAACGUAUCGCUCGCUGCUGGACCGGUCGGUCGAAAUGCCGAGGCGGCUGGCGCUGCGAGUACGAAGGGUGUCGCUGCUGUUUUCUCAUACUCCAAAACUAAGGGUCUUUUCGCCGGCGUGAGUUUGGAAGGCAGUAUGCUCGUGGAACGCAAGGACGCCAAUGAGAAACUCUACCGCAAUCGCGUCUCCGCAAGCCAGCUUCUCACCGGCAGCAUUCGCCCACCACCGGCCGCCGAUGCUCUGAUGCGUGUGCUCAAUUCCCGGGCCUUCCAAGGUAAUGCACGGGCAUACGGUGACUCUAUGUACAACGACAUUCCUGUCUAUGACGACAGCCACGACGACGUUGUUUGGGAGGGACGGAGGGGCGAUGCGUACGGCCAAGGUCAGCAGCGGAGCCGAGCCAAUACCCACGAUAAUAGCUACGAAUACCGCGAUAAGCCGCGCCGUGCGAACACAUGGGCCGAUGAUGUUUACGAUCGGCCUGCCGGGGGUAGUCGUUCGGCCUCAAGCCAAUCCCCUGCUGAUUCAUGGGAUGGCUAUGGGCGUAGCCGCAGCAACACCGCGCCAUUCGAGGAAGACUAUGUGUAUUCUGAUCGUCGACCAACCCGUCCAACUGCCCCUAAGCCGGUUUUCCAACAAAAGACAGGUGCAGCCCAGCUGCGGUCAGAUCAGGCCAUUGCCCUUUACACAUUUGAUGCGGAUCAGGAGGGCGACCUCGGAUUCAAAAAGGGCGAAAUCAUUACCAUCAUAAAGCGGACCGAGAAGGCGGAAGAUUGGUGGACUGGUCGCAUUGGCGAUCGUGUGGGCAUCUUCCCGAGCAACUACGUUGAAGCCUCUUAG